UUCUCGUUUCUCUCUCCUCUCUCUCAAAUUCUCAAAUCUAAAUCUAAAACUUUCUUCUCUAUCAUCCAUCUAUCUUUCUCUCUCACCGUCUCUCUCUCUCUCUCCAAAAAGGAACAAAAACAAGUCCGAAGAAGGAACCCUAAGCUCUCUUUCUACAGAAAAUGGCCUAGUAUUGUUGUUUAUGCGGUAACGAUAUAUAAGUAAGUUUAAGAAGAAGAAGUGGUGAAAUUUUGAUUGAAUCAUGGACAAUCUGAGAAAUUGGCAUGGUUAUUAUGAACCACCACACCGAGGUCACUCUGGUUUGAACCUUAGCUCACCUACUGAGAGAGAUACUAAGCCAUUGUUUAAUAACCAACAUGGAGGAGGUAUAGGAAGGAAUCAUCAAGUUAUGGUUAAUAACAAUAUGAACAAUGGUGGAGUGUAUCAUCCUCAUAGAGUCGUCGACAUCGGGAUGCCAGAGACACAUCUGCCACAUCUUAAUACUUCUUCAGUGGAUUUUUGGCUUAAUCAGAGGCAGGAUGUCAAAGUUAAUAUGAAUGGAAACCAUUUAAACCAUAUGAACCAUAUCAACUCUUACGGUGGUCUGUCCGAAGCUUCUGGAAGUCAUGGAUUGCAGAAUAUACCUCAGCAGGCUGAGGCAAUGAAAGUAGAAAGAAUGGUUCCUAUGGAACCUCCAAUCAAUGGCAAUGGACCACUGAAGAAAAGACCUGGGGGUAGAGCACAGAAAUCACCCAAACCUAAAAAGCCUAAGAGAGUGGUGCCCAAAGAUGAAGAUGGUAUUCCAACUCAAAGAGCAUCAAGGCCUGCUAGGAAGAGUAUGGGAGUUAAUAUAAAUGGGAUCGAUAUAGAUCUCUCGGUAAUACCUAUCCCUGUUUGCUCAUGCACUGGAGCUCCUCAGCAAUGUUAUCGAUGGGGCUGUGGUGGGUGGCAAUCAGCUUGUUGUACAACUAGUAUUUCUAUGUAUCCGUUGCCGAUGAGCAACAAAAGAAGAGGUGCAAGGAUAGCUGGAAGGAAAAUGAGUCAAGGAGCUUUUAAAAAGGUUUUGGAGAAAUUGGCGACGGAAGGUUACAGUCUUUCCAGUCCAAUUGAUUUGAGGACUCACUGGGCAAAGCAUGGUACCAACAAAUUUGUCACCAUCAGGUAGAUUAUCUGUACAAUGCGGAUACACUGUUGACAGCCUCUUCCAUUGCAUUUGGUCUGUUUAUCCUGUAUAUAUUUGUUUGUGGCCUAUUGCAGAGGCUUCUUUGAAUAGUUUGUAGUCGACAAAUUUUCUCAGUUUUAUUUUACAUGCCCUUUGAAAUUCAGACAUUCAAGUUCACUUUAUUUGCUAAUGAGCAAUUGACUGUUAACUUCCA
Molecule: messenger RNA, 1355 nt
Organism: Papaver somniferum (opium poppy)
Lineage: Eukaryota; Viridiplantae; Streptophyta; Magnoliopsida; Ranunculales; Papaveraceae
Product: protein BASIC PENTACYSTEINE1-like
Exons: 2
Coding region: 242-1144 (300 amino acids)
Biological process (GO): response to ethylene
Cellular component (GO): nucleus
Molecular function (GO): sequence-specific DNA binding; DNA-binding transcription factor activity
Source: RefSeq, a predicted model, not a curated record